Molecule: messenger RNA, 866 nt
Organism: Coregonus sp. 'balchen'
Lineage: Eukaryota; Metazoa; Chordata; Actinopteri; Salmoniformes; Salmonidae
Source: the annotation of a GenBank genome assembly
GAUCACCAUCAGUCACAGACACCAGAGCACAGCCCACACCUCUGGAAGCCUCCCUGGGCGCUCUCAUCAUGACAUUCCACACGCACGCUGGUAGUGGAGAUGCCAAGACCCUCAUUAAGAAAGAGCUAACCAACCUCAUCAAGGCUAAGCUGCCAAACAUCGCUGGGGUGAGUCAUUGCAACACCUCGGGCCAGUUUCCCGGACACCGAUUAAGCCUAUUGUCCUGGACUAAAAAGCACUUUCAAUAAUGAACAUCCAUUGAGCAUGUUUUUUUAAAGUCCAGGACUAGCCUUAAUAUGUGCCUGGGAAACCGCCCCCUUAUGAGAUAGCAAAUGCUAUUCUAAUGCUAUUUUUUAUUGCUAAAGAUGCAGUCCGGGAUCUUAAGCACUUACAAAUUCGUAACAUAUUGUACAAAUUGGAAUUCGUAACAUAUCAUAUGAAUUUUGCAGGGUGUAAAAUAUCAUAUAAAAUGGAUGACGUUGUACACAAUUUAGCUACAUUUUCGGGGACCUGUUUUGGCUCUUGAGCACUACUUUCAAAACUACUGGCUGAAAUUAUACAAAAGCUCUGGAGCAUCACUUUAAAUGUGUCAUGAUUUUAAGAAAAAAAUACACUUGAAAUAAAGUUUUAUUGAACUUUGACUGAUUCUAUAUUGCAGUCCUAGCCAUUCAGUGUGAAAGACAAUGAAAUACAGAAAUCCUAAUGUAUUGUGUCUUCCUUGUGAUCCUAUAUUACAUUGACAUAAGCAGAAGGGUGGUCCUGAAGUGGGGGACCUGAUGACAAUGCUGGACCAGGACACUGACGGCUCCGUGGACUUCAAGGAGUACAUCACCCUGAUUGGAUCCCUUGCAUGUGCAACUGUGCUC